Messenger RNA from Toxorhynchites rutilus septentrionalis, 2966 nucleotides. RefSeq names its product prolyl endopeptidase-like. The coding region runs from base 217 to 2541 and encodes 774 amino acids. The record is from RefSeq and is a predicted model, not a curated record. The transcript has 8 exons. NCBI's taxonomy places the organism in Eukaryota, Metazoa, Arthropoda, Insecta, Diptera, Culicidae. Gene Ontology annotation, cellular component: cytosol. Gene Ontology annotation, biological process: proteolysis. Gene Ontology annotation, molecular function: oligopeptidase activity; serine-type endopeptidase activity.
GCUUUGUGCAACUUUUGCAAACGCCGCUCCUCCUUCGGCACUCCAAUUAGGCAGUCUAGCAAAACUUAGCUACGCUGUGCAGCGUUAAUUGCAAAAUUGAAAGUCAUUCGGCAAACAAAAUCAUAAAUCCACCGCUCAUUUGGCGACAAAUUGGAUUUCCGCUUUAAGUGCAAUUCGGUGUGCAGUUCGAAAAACGUGAAUCUAGCGGUGGGUUGCAUGAAAGCACUGCGCCAGCUGCACAGACUAGGAAAGGAUAGCGGAUUCCUUUUUCAAUAUAUCCUUCGUAAAGGCGCACAACGGAUUCAUCCAAUUACAACAUACCUGUCGUUAUAUUUAUUCUAUUCAGGGCAGUUACGAAGUGUCGAAUUGAGGGCGGCAAAAUUUAGUCGAUUAGCAAUGCCCGAAGUGCAGGAAGAAAUGCCUACCUUCCAGUAUCCGGAAGCCAGAAGGGAUGAGUCGAUCGUGGAUGAGUUCCAUGGUGUGAAGGUUUCGGAUCCAUAUCGCUGGUUGGAGGAUCCCGACUCGGAAGAAACCAAAGCGUACGUAGAAAAGCAAAACCAAAUAUCCCAACCGUUUCUGGAGCGCUGCCCCGAGUGGAAGAAGCUGAAUGAAAAUUUAACCAAACGUUGGAACUAUCCCAAGUAUUCGUGCCCGUUCAAAAACGGCGAUCGGUAUGUGUUUUUCAAAAACACCGGAUUGCAGAAUCAGGAUGUGUUGUACAUUCAAGACUCAUUGGAUGCCGAACCGAGGGUUUUCCUGGAUCCCAAUGCGCUGUCCUCGGAUGGAACCAUCGCUUUAGUCGGUACAAGAUUCUCGGAAGACGGAAAUCUUUUCACGUAUGGCCUUAGCCAAAGUGGGUCCGACUGGGCCAAACUCAAGGUGCGGGAUGUGAACACCGGAGAAGAUUUUCCCGAAACCCUCGAACACACCAAGUUUGUGACGGCUUCGUGGACCAAGGAUAACAAAGGUUUCUUCUACUCUCGCUACCCUGUUGUAGAGGGGAAAGCCGACGGCUCGGAGACGGCAGCCAACGAGAAUCAGAAGCUGUACUAUCAUCGGGUUGGGGAAGGCCAGGAUAAAGAUGUGCUGAUUGCCGAUUUUCCCGAGGAGCCCUCAUGGAGACUAUCACCCGAAGUAUCUGAUUGUGGCAAGUAUUUGGUUCUGUUCAUCAUGAAAGGCUGUAAGGAUAUGCUGUUGUACUUCAGCAAGCUUGGAAAAUCCGAAGACAUCACUGGGAAGCUAGAUUUUGUUAAGGUCGUUACCGAAUUCGACAGUGAUUACGAUUACAUCACCAAUGAGGGCAGUAUUUUCACGUUCCGUACGAACAAAAAUGCACCAAACUAUCGUCUGGUGAACAUUGAUUUCGAUAACCCCGCUUUUGAACAUUGGAAGACGCUGGUCCCGGAACAUGAGAAGAACGUCCUUGAGUGGUCGCACUGCGUCAACCAGGAUAAGGUGGUGCUUGGCUAUCUGGACGAUGUGAAAUCGGUGGUGCAGGUGCACAACCUUACCGAUGGUAGUUUCGCUUCCAAGUUUCCGCUAGAAAUUGGAAGCAUAUUAGGUUUUAGCGGCAAGAAAAAGUAUUCGGAAAUUUUUUUCCACUUUGUGUCAUUUUUGACACCGGGUAUUAUUUACCAUUAUGAUUUCGCGAAGGAUAACGCGGAACCAACGAUCUUCCGGGAGGUUCAGGUGGAGGGCUUCGAUAGUAGUCUUUACAAGGUCGAACAAGUCUUCUACAAAAGCAAGGAUGACGAACGCAUUCCGAUGUUUAUUGUACAAAAGAAAGCCGAGAAGCAAGAACAUAAACCCUGCUUUCUGUAUGGAUAUGGAGGUUUCAACAUUUCAAUACACCCAUCUUUCAACAUCACUGGUAUAGUGUUCGUCGAUUCCUUCGACGGCAUUUUAGCGUACCCCAAUAUUCGAGGCGGCGGUGAAUAUGGCGAGCGGUGGCACAAUGGUGGGCGCUUGCUGCAGAAACAAAACGUAUUCGAUGACUUCCAAUAUGCGGCGCAAUAUCUAGUCGAGAGCGGUUACACACGUCACAAUCAGAUCGUUAUCCAGGGCGGCUCUAAUGGGGGUCUGCUGGUUGGAGCCUGUAUAAAUCAGCGUCCGGAUUUAUUUGGAGCAGCAGUUGCUCAAGUCGGAGUGAUGGACAUGCUGCGUUUCCACAAGUUCACCAUCGGGCAAGCUUGGGUCACCGACUACGGGGACAUUGGAGAGAAGGAGCACUUUGAAAAUUUGUACAAGUAUUCACCGCUGCACAACGUGCGCGCGCCAAAGGCCGAGAGCGAACAGUAUCCGGCGACACUCGUACUCACCGCGGAUCACGACGACCGGGUCAGUCCGCUGCACUCGCUGAAAUUCGUCGCCGCAUUACAUCACGCCGUUAAGGGUUGUCCCUACCAGAAGAAUCCGUUGCUGUUGCGCGUGUACAGCAAAGCCGGUCACGGAUUGGGCAAACCGACAACGAAAAAAAUCGACGAAGCGACCGACGUUUUAACGUUUAUGUACAAAACCUUGAAGUUUAAGUUGAACUGUUAAGGGCGCAACACUCGGCGCCAAGCGCAUGAGGUGUGUUUCUUGUUAGCUGUUGUAUGGCCAUCUUCUUUUUUGUUUACCCCUUUUAUACAUAGCAUAAUGGGUUGUAUUCUUAAUUUAGUCCUUUCGUAGUCAUUAUGAUAAUGGAAUGAACGAAAAACAAAACUAAAAAAUCAGGUAAAUUGUAGAUUUUGUAUUGCAUGAAAAAAUAACAAAUUCAAUAAAAACAAGUAUCUUGAAUAAGUUGAAGUGGAGCAAGUGUUGUCAGAGACAAGAUGAUGAGUGUCCUUUUAAUAUAUGGAAGCUAACCAUAAUGGUUUAAAUUUAAUUUUUUCCAUUUGUUGCUUUAAAAUUGUUUAAAUAUUACAUCAAGAAUUGUUAGGCAAUUGCUCAGUUAUGGAGUAAAGGUAUAGUUUAUAAUCUGGAUA